Capsella rubella is the source of this 1200-nucleotide messenger RNA. RefSeq lists its product as uncharacterized. The coding region runs from base 20 to 772 and encodes 250 amino acids. The transcript has 11 exons. NCBI's taxonomy places the organism in Eukaryota, Viridiplantae, Streptophyta, Magnoliopsida, Brassicales, Brassicaceae. The record is from RefSeq and is a predicted model, not a curated record. Gene Ontology annotation, molecular function: oxidoreductase activity; antioxidant activity.
AACAUCAGACUCUACUACAAUGGCUGCCUCCACCGCCGUGACUCACGGAGCUUCGUACCUGCUUCCUUCACCAACCGCAUUAGCGGUAUCUUCCCGGAGAUUAUCUUCAUUCCCGCCGUCGAAACGAUUACACCUCAGCUAUCUGCGGCGGAGAGUCAAUGCACCAUCGCCGAGGCGCGUCGUGGUUCGUGCCGCCAGAACUGAGUCAAGUGGAGUAAAAUUAGGAGUUAGGGCUCCCAAUUUUGAGCUUCCGGAGCCGCUCACUGGAAACUUAUGGAAUUUAGAAGAUUUUGAACUGUAUCCAUCUCUACUGGUUAUGUUCAUCUGCAAUCAUUGCCCGUUUGUGAUUCACUUGAAGAAAGACAUUGUAAAGCUUUGCAAUUUCUAUAUGGAGAAGGGUCUUGCUGUUGUUGCAAUAUCUUCAAAUUCUGUUGUAACUCAUCCUCAGGAUGGGCCUGAGUUCAUGGCAGAGGAUGCAAAAGCUUUCAAGUACCCAUUUCCUUACUUGUAUGAUGAGUCACAAGAGGUUGCAAGAGAAUUUGGAGCUGUUUGUACCCCUGAGUUUUUCUUAUAUAAGAAGGAUGGCCGUAGACCAUUUGAGCUGGUCUAUCAUGGUCAAUUUGAUGAUUCCCGGCCUAGCAAUAACAUACCAGUAACUGGGAGGGAUCUAAGCCUGGCGAUUGAUCUUGCCCUUAGCUGUCAACCAAUACCAUCAAAUCAAAAGCCAAGUGUUGGUUGCAGCAUAAAGUGGCAUCCAGAAACAGAGUCUUGAGCUAAGACAUUGACCGUACCUACAAACUGCAUUGUAUUGGAAACAGAUGCGCAACAUUGUUUUCAGGUAUGUCCUAAAACCGAAACUGAAAGGAGAGGAAAAGGCAAAGGAGAAGAACUUUAAAAGCCUAGCCGCAAAAAGAAGAUAGAAAGUGUAGAGAUGUGAGGAGGAGCAUGUGUGUGUGGAAGCAGAGGUGCAUCGAUAGCUGUGAGAAGGCUUACGAAGUAAACGUGGGCGGUUGCCGAGCCGUGCGUCUCCUUUUCCGUUUCUUCUUCAUCAAGUUACCUUCGAAUUUGGUUCUUCGUAGUAGUUUUCACCUUAUAUAAUGCGAAAUGCAAUAAAAAUAGUUAUCAUUUAUUUAACCAUUUGAUCAUCCAAGUUUUGAUAAGCGAAUUUGAAGAAUUUCUGAAAAGUUUCUGUUGAGGCAA